Messenger RNA from Eruca vesicaria subsp. sativa (arugula), 1939 nucleotides. Lineage: Eukaryota; Viridiplantae; Streptophyta; Magnoliopsida; Brassicales; Brassicaceae. The record is from the annotation of a GenBank genome assembly.
UUCCAACACACACAAAAACACUUGAACACACCAAAACCAAACUUGGGCACUCAUAUUAAUAAAUAUAAACUUUCUUUUUUUGUUUGUUUGUUCUUUCGAUGGAGCUCUUGAGCACGACCACUCUCUUAGCACUAGCUCUUCUGCUUUUCGUAGUUCCUAAGAUAUACAAAUCUUGUUGGAUCCUUGUUUGGCGGCCAUUGAUCCUAUCAAGAAAAUUCAAGAAACAAGGAAUCUCUGGCCCAAAAUACAAGAUCCUGCAUGGAAACCUCCGAGAGAUAAGGAAGUUGAAGCAAGAAGCUAAGCUUACGGUUCUUGAUCCAAACUCCAACGACAUCUUCCCUCGCGUUUUACCUCAUUUUCACCAAUGGAUGUCCCAAUACGGAGAGACGUUUCUUUACUGGCAAGGAACAGAGCCGAGGAUAUUCAUCUCAGAUCAUGAACUUGUCAAACAGAUUUUAUCAAACAAGUUUGGUUUCUAUGUUAAACCAAAGACAAGACCCGAAGUCCUUAAACUUGCUGGUAAUGGACUUGUCUUUGCCGAUGGUCUUGAUUGGGUUCGUCAUAGACGGAUCUUAAAUCCUGCCUUCUCCAUGGACAAACUAAAGCUUAUGACCAAAUUAAUGGUGGAUUGUACUUUGAGGAUGUUCGAGGAGUGGAGAAAACAAAGGAAUGAAAAUGAAAAAAAGCAAGUGGUGAUGAUGAACGUAGAGUUUAAGAGAUUAACAGCUGAUAUUAUAGCGACUGCUGCGUUUGGAAGCAGUUAUGCUGAAGGAAUUGAAGUGUUUAAAUCACAAAGGGAGCUUCAAAAGUGUUGUGCUGCUUCUGUUACUAAUGUCUAUAUCCCUGGAACCGAGUACGUUCCUACGCCUUUGAAUCUUAAAAUAUGGAAGCUUGAUAAGAAAAUAAACAACUCCAUCAAACGAAUCAUAGAUGCGAGGAUAAAAUCAAAAUCCAAGAACAUAGAGAAAGGUUAUGGAAAUGAUCUUCUUGGAAUCAUGUUAGCAUCUGCAAGAUCGAACGAAUCUGAGAAAAAAUUGAGCAUUGAUGAGAUCAUAGAAGAAUGCAAAACGUUCUUCUUCGCAGGACACGAGACCACUGCGAAUCUAUUAACAUGGACUACAAUGCUGCUUAGCUUGCACCAAGACUGGCAGGAGAAGCUCAGAGAAGAGGUUUUAACUGAAUGCGGUAAAGAAAACAUACCAGAUUCAGACAACUGCUCCAAACUCAAGCUGAUGAACAUGGUGCUGAUGGAAACACUUCGUCUAUACGGACCAGUGUUGAACAUGAUCCGGUCAGCAUCAGAAGACAUGAAGCUAGGAAACAUAGAGAUCCCUAAAGGCACAACCAUAGUCCUCCCCAUUGUGAAGAUGCAUAGAGACAAAGCCGUUUGGGGAAAGGACGGUGAUAAAUUCAAUCCUAUGCGAUUCGAAAACGGCGUGUCUCGAGCUGCUAAUCACCCAAAUGCAUUUCUUGCGUUUUCAAUAGGACCUAGAGUUUGCAUUGGCCAAAACUUUGCCCUGAUUGAAGCUAAGACCGUUCUCACCAUGAUUCUUCAGCGUUACCAGCUUAAUCUCGCUGACGAGUAUAAGCACGCCCCAGCAGAUCACCUCACUCUUCAGCCACAGUACGGUUUACCAGUAGUUCUUCAACCUAUCAACUAGUUGAAGUAACAACAGCUGCAUCCACUCUUUAUAUAUGGACGACCUUUGUAUAUCAUUGGGCUUAUUUAUCAUGAAUCAUAUUGGACAAUCCCAUUAAUGAUCGGGCUACUAUUUGCUAUCUAAUGUAAACUCAAGUCCCAUUUUCAAAGUGACUGGUCAAAUGUAAAGUUUUAUAAAUCAUAAGCUUCUCUGCAUGUAACAACAACUGCAUCCACUUUUGUACAUUGAUCUUCAAAGCCUAAAGAUAUUGGGCUUAGUUAUGAAUCAUUUUGGGCCGG